Vigna unguiculata (cowpea) is the source of this 2591-nucleotide messenger RNA. RefSeq names its product subtilisin-like protease Glyma18g48580. The record is from RefSeq and is a predicted model, not a curated record. Gene Ontology annotation, molecular function: serine-type endopeptidase activity. Lineage: Eukaryota; Viridiplantae; Streptophyta; Magnoliopsida; Fabales; Fabaceae. Gene Ontology annotation, biological process: proteolysis.
AAAUAGAUCCUUUCAAAAACAUGGGCACCUCCAUUUUUCUCCUCCGCCUUAUACUUUCCUUCUUUCUUCUUUUCACUUUCUUCCUCGAAGCUGUUCAUGGCACCAAAAAGUGUUACAUCGUAUACUUGGGAACACACUCUCAUGCUUCCAACCCUACUUCUCUUGACCUACAAACUGCUACGUAUUCUCAUUAUCAUUUACUAGCUUCAACCCUCCGAAGUGAGGAGAAAGCGAAAGAAGCGAUUAUUUACUCAUACAACAGACACAUAAAUGGGUUUGCAGCACUGCUGGAAGAGGAAGAAGCAGCAGAUAUUGGCAAAAACCCUAACGUGUUGUCUGUGUUCUUGAGCAAAAAACAUGAACUGCAUACUACCCGCUCAUGGGAAUUUCUUGGACUACACAGAAAUGGGAAGAACUCUGCAUGGCAAAAGGGAAGCUUUGGUGAAAAUACAAUAAUCGCAAACAUCGACACUGGUGUUUGGCCAGAGUCAGAGAGCUUCAGUGAUAAAGGAUAUGGUCCUGUUCCCUCCAAAUGGCGUGGGGGUAAUGUUUGUCAGAUUAACAAACUUCCACGCUCUCAGACAAAUCUAUGCAACAGAAAGUUGAUAGGAGCAAGAUUCUUCAACAAAGCUUUCGAGGCUUACAAUGGCGAACUUGUUCCCUCGCUGCAAACAGCGCGUGACUUCAUGGGACACGGCACUCACACUCUAUCAACCGCUGGGGGCAAUUUUGUGGGAGGCGCAAGCGUAUUUGCGGUGGGUAACGGCACCGCAAAGGGUGGGUCCCCGAGAGCACGAGUGGCGGCGUACAAAGUGUGUUGGUCUCUGACGGACCCAGCCGGUUGUUACGGUGCCGACGUGUUGGCUGCUAUCGACCAAGCCAUCGACGACGGCGUGGAUGUCAUCAAUCUUUCAGUUGGUGGCAGUUACGUUGUGACCCCCGAAGGAAUAUUCACCGACGAAGUUUCCAUCGGGGCCUUCCAUGCCAUUUCUAGAAACAUAGUGGUAGUUGCCUCUGCUGGAAAUAAUGGACCAACACCUGGCUCUGCGGUGAAUGUGGCUCCUUGGGUCUUCACCAUCGCCGCUAGCACCAUAGACAGAGAUUUCAGUAGCAAUUUAACCAUUAACAACAAUCAGCAAAUCGAGGGAGCGAGUCUUUUUGUAAACUUGCCACCGAACAAGGCCUUUUCUCUGAUCCUUUCCACCGAUGCUAAACUUGCGAAUGCAACAUUUCGAGACGCUGAACUAUGUAGGCGUGGAACACUUGAUCCUGCAAAAGUAAAGGGCAAAAUAGUGCGUUGUAUUCGAGAUGGAAAGAUAAAAUCAGUUGCUGAGGGUAAUGAAGCUCUUUCUUCAGGCGCACAGGGAAUGAUUUUGGGCAAUCAAAAGCAAAAUGGUAAAACAACUUUUGGCGAGCCUCAUGUUCUGUCCACUGUGGGCACAAACAAGGACCAUGCAGGGGGACAGUCUGAUUUUUUCUUAACUGCAACGGACCCUAUAAAAUCAGGUGCUACCAUAAGAAUGUCCCCAGCAAGGACGUUGUUUGGAAGAAAGCCAGCUCCAGUUAUGGCUUCAUUCUCAUCUAGAGGACCCAAUAAGAUUCAACCAUCGAUACUCAAGCCUGAUGUGACUGCACCUGGUGUGAACAUACUUGCUGCCUACUCAGAAUUCGCAAGUGCAUCAACCUUGCUAACAGACAAUCGUCGUGGGUUUAAAUUUAACGUAUUGCAAGGAACAUCUAUGUCUUGCCCUCAUGUUGCUGGCAUCGCUGGACUUCUCAGAACACGUUAUCCUAGUUGGAGUCCUGCUGCUAUAAAAUCAGCAAUCAUGACCACAGCAACCACACUUGACAACACAAACAGGCCAAUACAGGAUGCGUUUGCUAAAACACUGGCAACUCCCUUUGCUUAUGGCUCAGGACAUGUUCAACCUGACCUUGCCAUUGAUCCUGGCCUCGUUUACGAUCUAGGCCUCACUGAUUACUUGAACUUCUUAUGCGCUUCUGGAUACGACCAACAACUCGUUUCUUCUCUCAACUUCAACAGAACUUUCAUUUGUUCAGGCACUCACAGUGUAACAGAUUUGAACUACCCUUCGAUCACGUUGCCAAAUCUAGGCUUAAAAGCCGUAACCAUUACUCGCACGCUAACAAAUGUUGGAACACCAAGCACAUACACUGCAAGUGCCCAAUUACCUGGAUAUAACAUUACCGUUGUGCCAAAUUCCUUGACUUUCAGUAAAGUUGGUGAAAAGAAGACAUUUAAGGUGACUGUGAAGGCAAGUAGUGCAACUAAGAGGAGAACUUAUGAAUUUGGAGAAUUGCGAUGGACAGAUGGAAAACAUAUAGUAAGAAGUCCUAUCACUGUAAAACGCAGAUGAAAUUUCCCAAUGGAUAAUCAGAUGUACGUUUGACUCCGGCUAGGUUCUCAUCUCAUGUUAUGGGAACGGUUGUGUUGUUUUGUUUUUCUGGGAUAAUGUCUACGUUUUUGGUUUUUUCUCUAUUGUGUGAUGUAUGUGUGUUUUAUGUAUAAUAAGAACAUUAAUAAUGGAGGUGCUGGCAAGUCCGCAACACAUGCCAACUUUUUUCUCAAA